CGGCCACCGUAGUCGGUUUCUCGUCACGUGACAUGGAUGUCAGUAUUAACGCAAUGAAAACCACCACUUUAUGUUACUGUACUAUGCAGGAAAAUAUUAGGGACAAGUGAGAACGCAUUAAUGUUGCUUGUUAACAGACUGCAAAUGCGCGUGUUUGCCAUGUCACCAUGACACAUUUGAUCUUGUGACCAGGAAGUGUUUUCGCUAGCGUGUCCGACUGGCGGCUGGCUCAGUGCAGCUGAAUUCGGAAUGUUAUUUGUUUCUCUGACAAAUGGUGCCGGUUAAUAUGGGUGUUUGUUUUUCAAGGUUGUUAUGUUAGCGCAUUCAAAACGAGCAGCUUGUCAUUUCUGACAGCAGCUCAGUGCUACAACGCCGGCCAAGGAUGUCUCGUACUGACGGUGGCCAGUCCCCGCUUGUCAUUCGCCUGGCAACACUCCUCCGAAAUCAUGUUGUCCACCCACCUCCAUCUGUAGGCGAGUUAGUGCUUGGAGGCAGCAGCACACUGACCCUGCCAGUGACGAACUUGCAGCAGCUCAACCGACUGUUUGAGCAGCACUUGCUAUCCAGGAAACAGCAGCAUGGUUUCCUGGCCCUGCCGUCCCAUCCAUCUGACUCUGCAUCCUUGCUGCAACUGCAGUUUCUCUUCGACAUCCUGCAGAAGACAAUCUCCCUGAAGCUCAUCAACCCGUCACGCACAAGAUUACAGUCUGGGGUGAAGAUUUUCCCUUUCAAGUCUUUAAAGUGUCUGGAGCUGAAGAAUAUCCCGCCGCACUGUCUAGAGGGUCUCAGAGGAGUUUAUUCCCAGUUGGAGGUCUUCAUCUGCUCAAAGAGCCUGAGCUCCCUGGAGGAACUGCUCUCCCUAUGUGGCGGUGACCUCAGCUCUGCUCUGCCAUGGCUGGAGCUGCACACCCUCAACUUCAGCUAUAACUCCAUUGUCUGCCUUGACCAGUCUUUAAGUCUCCUGAAUGUUCUGAAAUGUUUGGAUUUAAGCCACAACAAGAUUCAGGAAUGUGCAGAAUUUCUAAAGCCUUUGAGUGAACUGGAACAUUUGAAUUUAGGCUACAACUGCCUUCAGAGGGCGCCAACACUUAGCAUAAGCGCCACGGCCAAACUGCUCACGCUCAUCCUCAGGAACAAUGAACUGGAGACUAUAAACGGUGUGGAGCAGUUGGCAUCACUCCAGCACUUGGACCUGGCCUAUAAUCUUCUUCUGGAGCAUUCGCAACUGGCUCCUCUCUCCUUGCUUCACUGCCUCAACACGUUGUACCUGGAGGGCAAUCCGCUGUACUUCCAGAAGACUCAUCGCACAUGUACUGUCCGACACCUCUCCCCCAAGGCUGUUGGCCUCAAACUUAAACUUGAUGGUGUCGCGCUCUCCUCCUCCGAGUUAUCUGUUCUGCCAAAAGCCGGACAACUAAUUGUCCAGCUCCAGUUGUCCCCUCCGGCAGAGUUAGAACAAAGUCAUGCAGAUGUGUCAAGCGGAGCUGGGGAGCUCAGCGAUAGUCUUUCAGUGGGGGAUGUGCGAGUCUCACGUGGUCACAAAAAGAAGUCCCGGGUACGAUGGAGGAUGCUGAUCCAAGUUAAAGUGCGCCAAGCAAGUAUCUCUGAACCCAGUGAUGCAGACUACCAGGCAAUGUCCUCCUCACAGGACAUUGCUCUUCCACACCAAGAAGAGAUCGAGCGCAUGUCCAGUUUCAGAGAGCAGCUUGGUGAGGACUGGCUGCGGUACCAGCACCACCUGGACGUAGAUGUCGCGCUGCCUCCUGCCAAGACUGUUCAUGGCUUGGAAACACUGUCCAGCAGCCUUGACAUACCCUUUUGCCUAUCCUCUGAGGUUCUUCCUCCACCACUUAUCUCAUCUGAGCCAAGGGUGCCAAUGCCUGAGUUAGAGGCCGAGCAAGAGACAGAGUCCACAUUGCAGUGGCCCAGUCAGAGCCCUCCGCACACUGAGUCCAGUUUGGAAGACACUGUGGUGGAUGGUCCGGUGGCAGUCCAGCUCUGUGCAUCUGGACACAGUCUGGAUUCCCACAAGUCAGUCAGCGGCGAGUGUGGCAUUUCUAAGGAGGGAGACCAAGAGGAAGACAUGGGAGUGGACCAGUGUCUGCCACUCCUGGUGGGUGUCUUACCUGACAAAGAGGAUGAAGAUGAAAAAAGUCAGGAUGAGAAGAUGAAGGAGGUGUUUCUGCGUGUCAAACUGAGGCAUUUGCUUGAGGUAGACGUGCAGUCAGGCCAGGAGCGAUGUCGCCUCGAGCUCGACUGCCUGGCCAGCGUCGAUGCCACGCAAGCAGCUUGUACCCACAGGGAGACCAAAGGAAUGUUUCCAGCUGUGGAGAUCAAGUUUCAUUAUAUCAUGAAGGAAAAGAGGCGGCGAUGUUACGUCCUUCUGGAUGCUGACCCAAAGCAGGCCCUUAAGGAUCUCGUUGAUGUGCUGUCACUUGUGGCAGAGGCCAACCGCCGCCGUGAAGCAGAGCUUCUUCCAGGCGGUGUUCAUUUGCAGUGCCUUCGUUGCGGGUCAGAGUUCAUGGAGGCUGGAGGUCAACCACCUCCAAGGCCUAUGAUGCUGCCAGAGGGUGGCGAUGCGCAAGAUGGCAAAGAGUUGAUGGAAUGUGAUGAGGGUGACAAAGGAAACUGUGAUAACUGUCCAGAAUGUGGAAGUGACCACUUGAUCCAGCUAGUUGGCCAGUCAUUCCCUUACAGCAGUACGCCAAUCCAACAUCCAUCAAGGACAGGCAAUAAAGACAUCAAGGUGAUCCCUUGUAUCAGCGAUAAUCCGGUGGAAGCUGCCAUUACUGCCAUCACAGCGGACCCCGCGUUUUACGAUGGGGAGAACGGGUCUGACUCGUUCUCCCUGUCCUUCAAUGCUGAUUGCCAAAGAAAAGAGGAUUUGGCUGGCAGCUACAGCUACACUACCAUCUCUGCUACACCGCCUGUAUUCCAUCUUUCAGAAAGAGCCAACUCCGUUGGAAACUUAGACCAGCUGACUGAGGCCUUUGAGGUGGUUGACCAUCGGCUGAAGCUUUUCUUGGAUGUGGAUGUCUUCGAAGAGGAAGAGGAGCUCAGUUGUUUCCUAAAGGCUGAACGUCCAUUUUACUGCCAGACAUCACUUGUGAGAUUUGGGGAGCCAGAAGAGUUUCCAUCUCUGGUGGUGGUGUCAGACAAGAGAAUCCAUGUCCUUGAAGUAACAUCAGGAGCCAGCAAAGGGCAGCUGUCUGAUUGGCUCCAGAAGCGUGACUGCCGCCCAAUCUUAGAGCUCAGCUACCUGGAGGUGGGGCUUGGCUCCCAGAGCAUCCACAUUGCAUUUGAAGAUGGGGAAGUCAUGGGCGUGGCCUACACCCUCCUGGUGCGGGACAGUAUACGCUGCAAACACUUUUUUGGCCUGUUGACAGGAAUUGUGCGUGAGAUGGCGCAUCGGUCCGACAGCAAACUGAGGUCAAUCUCAACCACCAGACUCAAUCCUCAACACCAUCUCUGGCCUCUUGUGUGUGAAGACAUCCAGACAGAUGUGGAGGAUGGCCAGCUGCAGUUCUGCUACAUUCUGGCCUUUUUGCUACAAGAAAACACGUGGACACCGAAGACUGUGCUGGCGACCCGAGAGACUUUGUACUUGUUGAGCGAGGAUCACCAGUGGAGGAAGAACACAAACCACCUGACAACAGUUAACGGCAACCCGGAGACGAGCAGCGGGAGCUUCUCCCUUCUGGAGACGCUGCCCAUCAGCUUUGUUAGCUCCAUCGACCUGUGGCCCAAUGAGCAGCGGCAGAUGGAUGUCAAGCUCUACGACGAGACACAGAAAGAGGAGAAGACAUGGCAUGUUCGCUCAGAGAGUUCUGAGCUCCUACAGGCUCUGCUGGCUUGGAUCCGAAUACAUUGGGAGUCCAUGUUUGGCGUUAAGCUACACACAACUGUCCACGGCAAAGAAACGUAACGAAGAGACCCACGUUCUCUCUCUCUCUCUCUCUCUGUACCUGUCCCUUCAAAGCGGCUGGUAGGCCCAAGUACCAAGUUUUGUUGUGUUUUGUUUUUGUGAAGCAGUCAACACGCGUAUACAGGAAGCCUCACACUAGUAGGUGAUUUGAGUCCCAACAUCCUGCAGCUGUGAGCGUUCAUGUAAUAAUUUAUUUCUUUCCGAUUGUCGAAUUUUUUUCUAUUAGAGCAACAUUUUUUGCAAACUGUGCAUAUAAAGGAAUUCAAACAAAUGCACUUUACUGGUUUUAUUUAUGACUACAGUAAACCCCUGCUUGUGGCGGGAGAUCGGGAGCCGAGCCCUGUGAAAUUUGCCAGUAAUU
This is a messenger RNA of Hippocampus zosterae (dwarf seahorse), 4286 nucleotides long. RefSeq names its product serine/threonine kinase 11 interacting protein (gene stk11ip). The coding region runs from base 383 to 3925 and encodes 1180 amino acids. Gene Ontology annotation, biological process: intracellular protein localization. The record is from RefSeq and is a predicted model, not a curated record. NCBI's taxonomy places the organism in Eukaryota, Metazoa, Chordata, Actinopteri, Syngnathiformes, Syngnathidae. The transcript has 25 exons. Gene Ontology annotation, cellular component: cytoplasm. Gene Ontology annotation, molecular function: protein binding.